Paramuricea clavata is the source of this 23718-nucleotide messenger RNA. NCBI's taxonomy places the organism in Eukaryota, Metazoa, Cnidaria, Anthozoa, Malacalcyonacea, Plexauridae. The record is from the annotation of a GenBank genome assembly.
UCGAAUCUUUUGUCACGAUGGCGGGAAUCGUUCUUUAACAAAUAUUUCUUGAUAUUUUAUGCUUUCACUGCUGGAAACUGUGAUUUUUUGCUGCAGAAUCUAACGGGGUAAGUAUCGUAGGUUAUGCAAUUAAAAUAUAAAGUGUUAGUGUUGUAUAUUUGAGCAGAAAUGGCGUGGCAUUGGGCACUGUUUUCUUUUGUCAAUAGUAUACAAAUGUUUCUAAAAAUAACGGUUGUUUGUUACUUUAAAAGAUUUAAUAGCUAUCUAUGUUUGUCUGUCUUUACGUAUAAAUAUUAUGUUUGUUUGUUUACGGCUUCAUGCCUUGUAGAAAUCGAGAUAUAUAAGUAAAAGUAGUUCAUGUCAGGAGCCAUCUUGAAUUCCUAUUAAAUAGAACAUGCCCCAGGUUGCCUUUUUUUUGCGUUAGAAACCCCCUCGCCCCUGAAACAUGUAGCAUAUGUGUAAUAUGUAGCUGACUCUUGCAGAAUGUAAGGUGUGCCCCUGCCCAAUCAUUCUAAAUUUUGUCUAAACCUCAUAAUAUCAUUCAUGUUUUGUUUACUAAAUACCAGCAGUUUGUAAACAAAGGAAAUGGUAGUAGACUUUACCCUUCAUUGCACUCCAAUAGUCUCGCUUUCAUGACGUUAUUUCCUUGUGUUUGGUGCCCAAGGUUAAGCAUAGCUUUGUGUUUGCAUCAAGAUCAAAACUUACCUGUGCAUGGAACUUGUAUAUUACCACAGGAGGAAAAUGGUUUUGAGUGGUUUUAGAGAUUUACCAUGUUGAAUUGAUGAAAGAGUUUUUCCAUUCAUGGAAUAUUCAUGGCAAAACUCUUAUUGAUUAUUAUUAUGUGCAUGGCAAAGAUGUUUUACUGGAAACAAAAACACUCGUAUUCUCCAUAUUUCAUUAGUAAUAUAUGAAAAAAAAUGUAAUGCGUGUGUUUCCUCACACGGCUGCCAAAUAAAUAGAGAAUAAUACAUGGGUGCGUGGAAAUACCAGAUUUAUUUCGAGUGUUGAACAUGAUGCCUCACGAGUGAGCGCAGCGAAUGAGUGAGAUAUCAUGUUCAACACGAGAAAUAAAUCUGGUAUUUCCAAGCACCCAUGUAUUUUUCUGUUUAUUAUAUACACAAAAUUCAGUGAAAAACAAUAAAACGUCGGUGGCAAUGGGUUUUACAACAAAUUACAUUUUCACACGUAAAAAUAUCGAAUUUUUUACAUGUGUUUAAAUACGAUUUUUCUCAGUGGCCAAAAACUUUAUAUAACACUUUUGUUUAUAUAAUAAAGUAUGUUCUUAUUGAGUUUCUUUUCAUUUUUGUCCAUAUAAUAAAAAGAACAUUACACGGAGGCUCGAACAUAUGAAUAUUAUGUUCUCGUGUUAAAAACAAUAUUUUACUCGCUGCACUCAUUCAUAAAAUGUUGUUUUUACCACUGAGGAUAUUGGGAUACAGUUUAAUAUUCAAGGGUAAAUACCAACCUAAAAUAACACCACAAUUGUCCAACUUUAAUGGCUAAACACACUUGCCCACAACAAAAAAGUACCCUUCAAGUCCUGGGUCAUUUCAGGAAAGGUGGACCACACUUUUAUCAGAAUAAUUUUUUGUGUGCUUGAAAUCUGGAUUUUUUCUGGAUUGUCCUGUACUGACAUCACAAGAUUGCAAGGAUUAGGUUUAAACUGUAGAAAUGUAUUGUCUAGGAUCUCUCUGUGGUGCAGCUGGUUGCAUGAUGCAGCGUACAUAUCCAAAGCGGCAAAAAUAUUCGCUUCGCCUGCCCUACUCUCCGCACCAGAAUGUUCCAAGUCAUGCGAGAACAUACAACUCGCCAGUUCACCACAGUGGUAGUCCCAGAAGAUUCCUCACCCCAGAAAACAACUGUCUCAGAAGCUAUAACUCCCCAGAAAUGCGGAAUGGUGACAAUGCAGUUUCAUCGCCACCCUUCUAUCAUCUUUCUCCAAAGUAUCAGAGAACAAAUAUCAGUGACAAGCAUCCAUCUAACAGACAAAACAAUGAACCAUACUGGAUUGAAAAUUUAAAACAUGAACCUAGCGACGCAUCUCAUUAUUCACCUAAGCCAACAAUUGUUAGUGAAAAGUAUACAUACAGCCCAGGGCAAACUAGAGAACCGUACUGGGCCGACACUGUUGGACGCAAGGCGAACAACACUUCGCCAAAAUUGAUACAUGUGAGCGAGAAGCGUCCAACCCGACAAACCAAAGAACCUUAUUGGAUGGAGAGUUUCGAACAUUAUGAACUCAGCUCACAUCCUGAAGACUUGCAAGAAGCUGAUGAUUUUGGUAUGAAUGCAUAUUUUUUAUACUUGCAGUUUGACUCCUGUUUCCUCAGUUUCCUCGUGUUGUAACACUAGAUCAAUAAAAAAUGUCCUUAGUGGACCUCACAAAGUAACAGUAAGAUCACAUGACCCUUACUAGACCUUCAGAAAGAACAGUUACUGAGCUAUCUAGUAGAAAUAAAGUAGUUUACACUGCCUUAUUAUUUGUUUAAUAACCCAACUAAACCUAAGGAAAAAAUACUUGGGUUUCCAGUUUCUCGACCCUAACUAGCUUUUGGCCAUUGAAAUCACUCACCCUAAUCUUUUUUAUCUGUCGAAGUUUGCAUACAACUUGGAGCAAUUUUUCCAUGGUAUUAGUUUUGUACUAGAAAAUACAUGCAUGCAGAAACCCUCGCCUUGCUGACAAAACCAUUGUAUUUUCCGAACAUGAAGUAUCUAAAGUAGUUGUCAUGGUAACACAAUAAUUUUUUAAGAAUAUUCUUACAAAUGAAAAAUCUCCUAAAAAUAUCACUUUUAAUUACAAAAUUAUUAAUUUCCCAACAUAUAUAUGUUAGGUAUGUUAUUAUACGUAAUAUAAGCCUCAAUUUAAGGUAAAAUUCAACCACAAACGCUUCGCAAAACGUUUUCAAAGUCACUAUAGUGUUAUAAAACUAAACUGCCUUUUAAAAUGGCUUUAUCGAUAAACUUCGAGUUUGCAAAUAACUUUGCUUUCUUUUUUAUUUAAAAAAUUCAAUAUCAUAAGAAACAAAUCAAUAUUAAAGAUACUGAAAUUAUAUGCUGUUUUGUUUAGUUGUUUCAUAUACGCAAAGGCCGUCGGGUUUUAAAUCCAUAUAAAAUCAAUAUUUAAAACAAAGUUACCUUCGUUAACGUCGGCUCCCUUUUUUUAGCCGAUUCUUUCGCAGUUUGUUUCUCAGAGAGUUUUUGAAAUUUACAAAAUCUUGCAAAAAUGCAAGCAAAAUGAAAUAUAUUUGCAAGAAAUUUAUCCGAAUCAUCAAAUCAAGAAAUGUUUGCUAUUUCGCUGUCGUCAUGCAGUCUUUAGAAGAUAGAUAGAAAAACUUUAUUUAAACACGCUGACCCCGUCAACCGAAGCUGAUUUCCACGGGGGGCGUGUGCAAACUAUACAGAUACACUAAAAAGCUAUUUACAAAAUUAUAUAAGAUAUAUAGUAUUAAAUAAGUUAAAGUAAUUUAGAUAUAUUUACAAAUCAUUAAUCAAUCAGUCAAUGUGAGUAACGAUUUUUUUCCGAAAGGCAGAAAGGAAUUUGCUCUCUCUAAUUUCUUUUGGAAUUGAAUUCCAUAGGUGUGCUCCGUCAUACAUGAAACUUUUUUUCAUAUUAUUAGUACGCGGUUGUGGUAGACAAAGACCACUUGAAAUAUCUCGGAGGUGAUACUUUGUUUUCUCACCUUUAUAUGUGAAAAGAUUAGAGAGUGACUUGGGACCCAUUUUAUUUAAUAAUUUGUACAUUAUUUUUGCUUUCCCUUUCUUUCUUUCUGUUUUAAGUGUCUUCCAACCCAAUGCUUGCAGAGCAACAGAAUGAUCUGUGUCAUUGCUCAUAUUCAUAAUGAUUCGAGCAGCUCUAUUUUGGAGUUUUUGGAGUCUUUUUGAUUGUGUCUCACCAAACACAUCCCAUACUUCACAGCAGUAAUCGAAGUAUGGGCGAACAAUAGCAUUAUACACAGAAAGAAGGGCUUGCUUAUCAGCAAAUUCUUUCAGUCGUCUAAGAGCAGAUAUACCGGAUGUUAUUUUCUUGCAAAUAUUCUCAGUGUUACUUUUCCAAGAUAAAUGCUGGUCAAUUGUCACCCCAAGGGUUAUGGAUUCAUGAACUUGCUUAACUGAUUCGUUUUCAAUUUUAACGUUUAGUUGUAGAUCUGAAAUACUUCUAAUCAUUUGUUUAGAGCCAAUAAACAUAAACUCUGUCUUAGCUACAUUUAGGCUAAGUUUAUUGGCAAUUAGCCAUUUUCUAAGAUUUUCUAAAUCAGAAUUCACUGCAGCCUCAAGAUCAGUAAUAGAGUCUCCAGAAGCUGUCAGGUUCGUAUCGUCAGCAAACAGCCGAGGUUUUGUUUUAUAUAGACAUUGAGGCAAAUCAUUAAUAUAUAGUAGGAAAAAUAGUGGCCCUAAAAUAGAGCCUUGUGGUACUCCACAUUUGAUCAGUUUCUCUGAUGAGAGAGAGUUUUGAAUUUGGCAUUUCUGCUUUCUAUUGGAGAUAUACGAUUGGACAAAAGAUAGGGCUUGCCCUUUUACUCCAUAUAACUCUAGUUUUUUCAAUAAAAUUUGAUGGUCAACAGUAUCAAAUGCUUUCUUUAGGUCAAUUAAGAUUACCAGAUUAAAUUUUUUCCUGUCUAGAUUCAUAUACCACUCGUUUGUACAGUCCAGUAAUGCUGUAGUUGUAGAGUGAAAUUUUCGAAAACCAAAUUGACAAUCACUUAGAUGCCCAAAUUUAGUUAAAUAAUCAUAUAGUUGAUCAUAUAGAAUUCGUUCCAUAAUUUUACUAAUGGUUGGCAAAACUGAAAUUGGCCUGUAAUUUCCUGGCAUGUUUCGUUGGCCAUUCUUAUAAAGAGGUAUUACUUUAGCUGUUUUCCAUUCAUCAGGGAAAAUGGAUAGAGUAAUAGCUUGAUUGAAUAUGUAUGUUAGGGAAUCUGAAAUGACAGGUGCAGCUAUUUUAAUAAUUUUGCAUGAAAUCUUAUCAACUCCAGUAGCUUUAUUGCUAGAAAGACAAUGUAAGAGUUGGUAGACAUUCUGGACAGUGACUGGCUGGAACGCAGCGAAUUCUGAUUUAGCAUUCUCAACAUAUGUUUCAUAGUUGAAAUUUGUAGAAUCAAUUUUGCUAGCAAGAUCAGGGCCAAUAUUUGAAAAGUAAUCAUUAAACCCCUCAGCAAUAUCUUGUAUAAUGCAAACUAUAAAUUGGACCAAUCAGUGUCCGCUAUUCGUGAUAGUCCACCAUAUUUUUGAGAUCAGUGAGGAUGACCACCCACCCAACACCGUUGGUGACCCACGCCCGCGAUAAUUGAUGAACUUUAGACUCCGCUAAUGCUUUCGUUUCCCCGGGUGUAAAUAGCCGGGGGGAAUUAGUACCCUUACACGGCGCUGUCGGCUCGGGGACAAAUGUUUGUUCCACCUGUGUUGCUGCAAUUGACGUGACAUGAGAAUAUCACUCUCAUGCAUGCGCUUGUUUUUUGGAUUUUACGUCAUUGUGUAUGUUGAUGUUAUGGACUCAGGUGAAUAUGAUGUUUGUGAUGUUACUUUGAGUGUGUAUCCACACCGGGCAAGCUAAAAAGUUUGCCUGACCACAGUGGGAAUCGAAUCACAGUGGGAAUCAAAUAGUAUCCCAAAGGUUGUGGGUUCGAUUCCCACCGUGGUCAGGCAAAAUUUUCAGCCUGCUCGGUGUAGAUGCACACUUAGUUAUCACAAAGUAGUUCAUGCACCCCCUGAUUGAUCCAGCUCUGGUUUCUGCUGCUGAAGUCUAUGGUAUCUCUCACUUACAGCACAACCACCGAUGGUCCAUAGAGAGUUACCAACAUCUACACCACAAUGUGAUCGCAGUCUGUCAUACAGAUUUCCUAUUCAAGAUCCACAAUGCUUGAGAAGAUGUGUUUCAUCAUUGAAACGAAAACAUCAAGAAACAACUACCCAUGAUGUCAAAAUAUCAAAAUUGGAAUCUUCAGAAAGUAAAAGUACCUCCACCAAGAAAACAGAAUGUAGCAAAGAGGCAAAUACUCAAAGUAGUUCAAAAUCUUGUGGAAUUCCAAAAAGUAAUUCUGAAGGUUCUUCUCAAUCCAAUUCAAUUGUGGCAACAUAUGACGGUAAUGGAAACUUUAUUGUAGUGAGUAAAGCAAGUUCUACAGUUACAACUAGUGGGAACAACCAGACUUUGUCAAGUUCAUUUCUAGAUCGAUUUGAAAAUGAUCCAGAAGAAGGUUAGUUAUCUCUUUGUGUUCCAAACAAUACCUCUAACACACUAUUGUCAUAAACAAUAACGCCAUUGUCAUAAACAAUAAUUCCAUUGUCAUAAACAAUAACUCCAUUGUCAUAAACAAUAACUCCAUUGUCAUAAACAAUAACUCCAUUGUCAUAAACAAUAACUCCAUUGUCAUAAACAAUAACGCCAUUGUCAUAAACAAUCAUGCCAUUGUCAUAAACAAUAACUCCAUUGUCAUAAACAAUAACUCCAUUGUCAUAAACAAUAACGCCAUUGUCAUAAACAAUAACUCCAUUGUCAUAAACAAUAACUCCAUUGUCAUAAACAAUAACUCCAUUGUCAUAAACAAUAACUCCAUUGUCAUAAACAAUAACUCCAUUGUCAUAAACAAUAACUCCAUUGUCAUAAACAAUAACUCCAUUGUCAUAAACAAUAACUCCAUUGUCAUAAACAAUAACUCCAUUGUCAUAAACAAUAACUCCAUUGUCAUGAACAAUAACUCCAUUGUCAUAAACAAUAACGCCAUUGUCAUAAACAAUAAAUCCAUUGUCAUAAACAAUAACGCCAUUGUCAUAAACAAUAACUCCAUUGUCAUAAACAAUAACUCCAUUGUCAUAAACAAUAACUCCAUUGUCAUAAACAAUAACUCCAUUGUCAUAAACAAUAACGCCAUUGUCAUAAACAAUAAAUCCAUUGUCAUAAACAAUAACGCCAUUGUCAUAAACAAUAACGCCAUUGUCAUAAACAGUAACUCCAUUGUCAUAAACAAUAAUGCCAUUGUCAUAAACAGUAACUCCAUUGUCAUAAACAAUAAUGCCAUUGUCAUAAACAACUCCAUUGUCAUAAACAAUAAUGCCAUUGUCAUAAACAACUCCAUUGUCAUAAACAAUAACUCCAUUGUCAUAAACAAUAACUCCAUUGUCAUAAACAAUAAUGCCAUUGUCAUGAACAACUCCAUUGUCAUAAACAAUAAUGCCAUUGUCAUAAACAGUAACUCCAUUGUCAUAAACAAUAAUGCCAUUGUCAUAAACAGUAACUCCAUUGUCAUAAACAAUAAUGCCAUUGUCAUAAACAACUCCAUUGUCAUAAACAAUAAUGCCAUUGUCAUAAACAGUAACUCCAUUGUCAUAAACAAUAAUGCCAUUGUCAUAAACAACUCCAUUGUCAUAAACAAUAAUGCCAUUGUCAUAAACAGUAACUCCAUUGUCAUAAACAAUAAUGCCAUUGUCAUAAACAACUCCAUUGUCAUAAACAAUAACUCCAUUGUCAUAAACAAUAAUGCCAUUGUCAUAAACAACUCCAUUGUCAUAAACAACUCCAUUGUCAUAAACAAUAACUCCAUUGUCAUAAACAGUAAAUCCAUUGUCAUGAACAAUAACUCCAUUGUCAUAAACAAUAACGCCAUUGUCAUAAACAAUAAUUCCAUUGUCAUAAACAAUAACUCCAUUGUCAUAAACAAUAACUCCAUUGUCAUAAACAAUAACUCCAUUGUCAUAAACAAUAACUCCAUUGUCAUAAACAAUAACUCCAUUGUCAUGAACAAUAACGCCAUUGUCAUAAACAAUAAUGCCAUUGUCAUAAACAAUAACUCCAUUGUCAUAAACAAUAAUGCCAUUGUCAUAAACAAUCAUGCCAUUGUCAUAAACAAUAACUCCAUUGUCAUAAACAGUAAAUCCAUUGUCAUAAACAAUAACUCCAUUGUCAUGAACAAUAACUCCAUUGUCAUAAACAGUAAAUCCAUUGUCAUAAACAAUAAAUCCAUUGUCAUGAACAAUAACUCCAUUGUCAUAAACAAUAACGCCAUUGUCAUAAACAAUCAUGCCAUUGUCAUAAACAAUAACUCCAUUGUCAUAAACAAUAACUCCAUUGUCAUAAACAAUAACUCCAUUGUCAUAAACAAUAACUCCAUUGUCAUAAACAAUAACUCCAUUGUCAUAAACAAUAACUCCAUUGUCAUAAACAAUAACUCCAUUGUCAUAAACAAUAACUCCAUUGUCAUGAACAAUAACGCCAUUGUCAUAAACAAUCAUGCCAUUGUCAUAAACAAUAACUCCAUUGUCAUAAACAAUAACGCCAUUGUCAUAAACAAUAACUCCAUUGUCAUAAACAAUAACUCCAUUGUCAUAAACAAUAACUCCAUUGUCAUAAACAAUAACUCCAUUGUCAUGAACAAUAACUCCAUUGUCAUGAACAAUAACGCCAUUGUCAUAAACAAUAACUCCAUUGUCUUGAACAAUAACGCCAUUGUCAUAAACAAUAACUCCAUUGUCUUGAACAAUAACGCCAUUGUCAUAGUGUGAGGGACAUUUUCCAAAACAAUUUAUCAUUGUACAAAUACUGGGGUUUCACUAAGCACUGUCGUGCAGCAGAUGGUGGUCAAACUGCAGUUAUCAGAGUGAGUAGUAGUCUUGUAAGUUGAGUCUUGUAAGUUGAGUCUUGUAAGUAGUAGUCUUGUAUUCAAGGGCAAAUGAAUAGAAUUGAGAGAUGCAGUUUGUUGCUCCCACAUGCGUCGACAUCAGAAAUGGUGACCACCAUCUACUCUAGUACUUACUGAGAUCCACCAAUGCUGUCAUACUUACUGAGAUCCACCAACGCUGUAGUAUUUACUGAGAUUCAACAUUCACAUUUUAAGCUUAAAGUCCAUUCAGAGGUUGUUUGCACAUGUGAUCCCGCGGGAUGAUUUUGAUGUAUUGAAAUAAGUCACUAGGCUUAAACGAAAGUUAAAGGGACUGAAGAUUUACUAUUGCUUGAUCAACCUUUCGUUCGCAAUUAUACUACUAGGAAAAUAAUGCGGUUUUGCUGAAUUAUGAACCAUGACUUAUUUCGAUACGUCGGAGUAGGCAAUUCCAGCUAUUGACUAAGUUUUGAUCUAGGCAAGAAGAACAAAAUCCAUCACCACAGCUAGAAAGAAUGUUCUUUAAUGAAAGAACGUUGAAAUUAGUAAAAUUUCAAAGUUUGUUGGCAAAAUAUUGUAAAAUGAGGGAAUGUAUAAAUAUAGCCCUGUAAAUAUAGCCCUGUGAAGUUCGCAAAUUUUGUAUAGAUUUGUAUUAAGCGCGGUAAAAAUAACCACUUUCGGCUUAAAAAUGGUCUUUUUCACGCGCGUAAUACAAAUCUAUACAAAAUUUGCGAACUUCACAGGGCUAUAUUUUCCUCAUUUCACAAUUUUACUAAUUUUGACAUGCUCUUUCUAGCUGUGGUGAUGGAUUUUGUUCUUCUUGCCUAGAUUAAAAUUUAGUCUACAUAUAGCUGGAAUUGCCUAUUAUCCCGCCUCUCAUUCCGGCAAAGCGAGAUCAUGUAAACAGCCCCUUAUUCUCCCUUUACAGAUGACAUAGAACUGGUCUCAUUUGACGUUCAAGAACUGAAAGUAGAAACAACUUGUAAAGACAAAGUAGAAGAGCAACAGAGCAGUUUAAUUCGGGUUGAAAGUAAUCAUGGUUCCAAUGACCAAUCGUCAAAAGAAAUUGAAGUUGAAAAAUCUAAAACCAAUAUUGAGGUUUUGAAAAUCGACAGUGAUGAUGCAGAAAGUUUGAAAACUUGUGCUAAAGUUGAGAAUGAUGAAACAGAAAGUUUAUCCGAGGCUGAAAGUGAGGUGUUUGAUGACAUUUUCCUAAAAACGAUCAGUAAAGAACUCGAAAAUGAUGCCCAUUGGUCAGAAGAAGCUACCCAACCUAAAGAAAGCGGUGAGAAAAAUGGUGGAGCUGAUUUUGAUUACAAUGAUGACGAACCCUCGCGUUCUGAAGGAAGUAUUUCACCGACUUUUGAUAGUACCUUGUUACGAUAUCUUGACGAUAAUAUCCGUAAUCGAAUAGAGAAUAGAGAAUUGUCUUCACAUGCUAAAGAGGUCGGUGAUGGUGACAAAGAUCAAGCAGUUGGGAAUAAAGGGCCCAAACCAGUCGAUGAUAGCGAAGAAAGCGAUAGCACGAUUAUAUUCCCCGAGGCGCAGCACGAGAGAUCAGUUUUGGGUAAAACAUGUGACGAGUUAGCAAGCAAUGGUGACACGAAAGAGACAAAAAAUGAUCGUGAUCAGUCUGGUAAGAGUUCUGAAAGUGCAAGUUCUCAGCUAUGUAUUGGUAGUACUGUUGAAAAGAGUGAUUGUACUGUUCCUGUUGCAAUAACCAAGGUUCCUGAUAGUGAAGAUCCCCAGCAGAGAGUCGUUGAAGAGAACAAGAAAGAUAGCUGUACGCCUGUUGCAACAAAUAUCCCACAAAGUCUAAACAUGAGGGAGACCAAGAAUGAUGGUGUUACUAUACCCAAGAUUUCUGAUGAAAAAGAUGCAGAAACGUUAUUACAAUUCGACCAAGAAUCAUUAUUUCCCGCCACUGUCCAAGAAUGUGCUAGUACAAAGAUUGAUACUGAUACAUCAUUGGAUGAAAUGCCGUUAUCUUAUAGACAGAAACUAUCUCAAAACUUUGAGACGAGGGAUAAAACCUUAGUUUCAACAGACAACCACACUGUUGAGGGUACGGGUAAAAUCCCGAUAUCUAGUAUGGCUUCUCGUGAAACUACUAAUGGUUCUGGAAGUAAAGAUAAAACUAAAACCGUACGUGAAACGGACAAUUUCAGUACAAAUGUUCAGGGAGCUGAGGCAUCUUUAGAUCAAAGGGCGUUAUCAAAUAGGAUGACUGGUUCUAGUGAAACAAUUGCAAAUUCUGAAAUAUCAUCUCGUGAACAAUGCCAAGACUCUGAAAAUAACAUGCCAGACGUCGCUCCUACGCUGGAGACGUCUACGGACAAUGACAUGAAUGUUGAUGAAGCGAUCAAAUUUAUAAGAGAAAAGUGUGAAGGAACGGUAAAAAAGUCCGUGAAACGGUUUGAGUCUGUGGUAAAUAAACCUACAGAAGCGGGACAAGAAAUGACAACGAACGAAACGGAUAAGACUUCCGAAUCCAAAGAAGGAAAUAAAGAACCACAACAGAUGAUGAGUGAAGAAGACAAUAGUUCUUUUGACAUGAGUAAUAGUUCGAUUGAAGACAACAAUAGCGCCUUUGUACCUCUGUGUGAACGCUUCUUACAGAGUGUUAAACAAGAACUGCAUGGAAAGGAAGAAAAAAGCAAAAAUGGAAAUAGUCAAACCAAUGAAGGUGACAAUAGCUGUGGUACCAAAGACACUUUUAGUGCUGAAAAGAACACAGCAAAUGUUGACAUUUCUGAGGCUGUUAGUAGUGAUUCAUCAAAAGUUGCGAGUUCGGGUACAACUCAAAGCCAGGAAUCCAGUACAUAUAAUAUGCUUCAUUCUGCGGUAUUGGCUUCUAAAAUGGUCAAUCUUAAUAUACCAAAUCAAUCAUCCCACGACAAUGAAGAUGUUAGUUCAAAAGAUACAGGAAAAGUCAUUAGUGUAAUGUCUCAUAUCGAAGUUGCCAGGGUCCUUGUUUCGAAAAUACUGAGUGAGAAACCCAAGCCAUUUGAAGAGUCCGAGUCUGUAUCAAUGUCGAAGGCCAUAGAAGUGGUAGAAGGAAAAAUCAAAGAUCCCGAAACAUCGAUGACUAACGUAUCCAAUAAUCUUGAUUCGAGAAUUUUGAGGGAAAAGGCCAAAACAUCUAAAGAACUUGAAGUAGAGGUCUGUAACAUUGAUACGAAAGCAAUUCAAAUCUCAAAUGCUACGGAAGGGAUAAAAGACAUUGGUAUCAAUGACCCAGACAUGCCCAAAGAUUUGAUGGCUGGAAUGUCUAAACCUCUUGGUUUGGAAAAAGAAAUUACGUUGUCAAAGAGAGCCAUAGAGCCAAAAGGAGAGAAUUGUAAUCCUGAGGAUCUUGUAGAUAUGACUACCGUACCGAUAGGAAGUAUUGCUAAGAACGAUCCAGACAUUUGCAAGACCCAUGGUUUGGAAAUUCACAAGGCCUAUAUAGAGAUAGAGUCAGAAGUGAGUUCUAGUCCAGAAGAAAUGGCAGUUCAGACGUCCAAGAAGAAUGCAGAUUCGGACGUUCAAAAUUGUGAUCGUAAAGAUGCAGAGAUAGAGAGUUCUAACACCAAUGAUAUAUUCGAUCCACACAUAUCUAAGAGCUCAGAGGCUGCAGUCAAGGUCAGUGAUAGCUUAGAUAUUGAAGAUAACAAUCAAUCUCAAGGAACGUACGACGAAACCCAUACAGGUUCAAAGCCUGAUAUUGAAAUCCCAAGUCAGAUUUCUGAGGCAACAGAUGAAGGUGCUAAACAUUUAACGAAAGAUUUGCAGAUGUUGGAAAACCCAGAGAUUUCUGAGAUGGCAGAGCCUGUUAUUUCCCAGAAUAGAGCAAACUCGUCCUCCAAUGAUUCAUUGACAACUAAAUUGGAAGCAAUGACGUCCGAUGUUGAAAUGAGUACGAAUGGAAAUUGGGGUUUACCUACACCUGACGAGCAGGCUACUCGUGGCGUGGGGCCCAAUUCAAUUGGUACUGAAGAUUCAGAAAGAAUGGAAACUGAUGAUUCAGACUUACGCAUUGUUUGCAAUGCAGCGUCUGGGUUGCCUGAUGAUGAAACACCACAGGCGACCGAAAACCAAGAGAAAGCUGUUGUGGAAGAGAUUUCCAACUCGCCUGUUGCAAACAGUCCAGCGUAUAUUGUGACUGAAGAUGAAACACAACAGGCGACCCAAAACCAAGAGAAAGCUAUUGUGGGAGAGAUGUCAAAUUUGCCUGUUGCAAAAAGUCCAGCGUCUACUAUGACUGAAAAUGAAACACAACAGGCGAGCCAAAAUCAAGACAAAGCUGUUGUGGGAGAGAUGUCAAACUCCUGUGUUGUAGGUUCAGCGUCUACAAUGACUGAAGAUGAAACACAACAGGAGAGCCACAACCAAGAGAAAGCUGUUAUGGGAGAGAUGUCAAACUUGCCUGUUGCAAAUAGUCCAGCGUCGACAAUGACUGAAGAUGAAACACAACAGGUGAGCCACAACCAAGAGAAAGCUGUUGUUGGAGAGAUGUCAAAUUCCCGUGUUGCAAACAGUCCAGCGUGUAUUGUGACUGAAGGUGAAACACAACAGGAGAGCCACAACCAAGAGAAAGCUGUUAUGGACGAGAUUUCCAACUCGCGUGUUGCAAAAAGUCCAGCGUCUACUAUGACUGAAGAUGAAGCACCACAGGCGAGCCAAAAUCAAGACAAAGCUGUUGUGGGAGAGAUGUCAAAUUUGCGUGUUGUAGGCCCAGCGUCUACAAUGUCUGAAAGUGAAACACCACAGGAGAGCCAAAACAAAGAGAAAGCUGUUAUGGACGAGAUUUCCAACUCGCGUAUUGCAAAAAGUCCAGCGUCUACGAUGACUGAAGAUGAAGCACAACAGGUGAGCCACAACCAAGAGAAAGCUGUUGUGGGAGAGAUGUCAAAUUCGCGUGUUGUAGGUCCAGCGUCUACAAUGACUGAAAGUGAAACACCACAGCAGAGCCAAAACCAAGAGAAAGCUGUUAUGGACGAGAUUUCCAACUCGCUUGUUGCAAACAGUCCAGCGUGUAUUGUGACUGAAGGUGAAACACAACAGGCGACCCAAAAUCAAGACAAAGCUGAUGUGAGAGAGAUGUCAAACUUGCUUGUUGCAAACAGUCCAGCGUCUACUAUGACUGAAGGCGAGACACCACAGGCGAUCCAAAACCAAGAGAAAGCUGUUGUGGGAGAGAUGUCAAACUUGCGUGUUGCAAACAGUUCAGCGUCUACUAUGACUGAGGAUGAAACACAACAGGCGAGCCAAAAUCAAGAGAAAGCUAUUGUGGGAGAGAUGUCAAACUUGCUUGUAGGUCCAGCGACUACCACGAUUCAGGAUGAAACUCCCCAGGUAUCCGAAGAAGAGAAGCAGGCUGAUGUGGAAGGUAAUGAGAGUUCAAAGUCGGAUUCAUCUGGCCCUGAAGCUGUUAAAGUUCAUUCAAAUUCCGAUGCAGAUCAUGCUAAAGUUGAUGUUGAUGUUGAUGUUGAACAUAAAAAUAUUUCAAAAUCGGAUUCAUCAGGUGCUGAAGUGCUUAAAAGCAAAGUUCAUUCAAAUUCCGAUGCAAUUGAUUGUAUUUCGUUCAUUGAAGAUAAAAUACCACAAGUGAGCAAAGAGAAAGAAGAUGUUGAACAUAAAAAUAAUUCAACAUCGGAUUCAUCAGACACUGUAGUUCCUAAACGUAAAUUUGAUAAAGAUACUUCAAAACCAACUGUUAAAAGCAGAGAUGACAAUGACGAUACUGUGGCUGUUAGAAGCAGCGAGGACAAUGAUGACCCUGUUAAAAGCAAUGACAAUGGUGACGACACUGUCAAGAGGAAUAAUGGAACCUUUGAUGAAGUCAUAGUUUUGGCAGAACAGCAGGAAACAUCAAAUGAGCUUAAGAUACCUGAACAGCAGAAAAACAAUGACAGCACGAUGGAGGAAGAUCUUACAGUCCCUGUUGAAAUUAAACUUGAAGAAAACCUCACAUCUCCCGAUGAAAGUAAACUUGAAAACGACAGUUUCGUUCGCAAUGAAAGUAAUCACGAUGAUCUUCUAGUCUCUAAACUGGAUAAAGUUAAUGAUCAGGACAUUGAUAUGAUGAAAAAGAUGAUUUCCAAAUUACUUGUACCAGACGAAAACUUUUCUUUUUUUCUCGAAAAAUACGUGGAACUGAACGACAAGGUAGACAAGAUUAAUGGUGCAGCUGAUUUUGAUUACAAUGAUAACGGACCCUCGCGUUCUGAAGGAACGGGUUUAACAGCAUCAGUGCCACCAUCACCUGAUAGUGUAAUGACUGAUAGUGAGAAUUCCUCAGCCUCUUCUGAAGAUGCAUACGUGCAGAGUCUUAUAGCAAGAGCUCGUCAGUUGAGUGACAUGGAUUUGUCAAGCCUUGAAAGUAGCGAUAUCGAAAUGGGUAUGCCACCAGAUUUGUCGGGAAUACAAGAAGGUAGUAUGGAUACUGAAUUGACAAAUGAUUGUGCUUUGAAUAAAGCUAGUCAAAAAUGUAACCCUGAAAUGGAUAGUACAAGGAAUGAGAGCAGUGAUAUUGUAAUGGCAGUCCUAUCACAUCCGCCCGAAACCCAUGAAACUGAUGUACCACACAAUGAAUUGGCAAAAGAUCUUGUUUCGAAAAAAGCUGGUGAAAAAAGCGACACUGAAAUGGAUAAAACAAGCAAUCAGAGCAGUGUUAUUGAAACUUAUAAUAAAACAGGAACACAUGAAUUAACCAAGGAUCUUGACUUGAUACACGAAGAUUUUAUAUCAUUGUCUAAAGAAUUAAAACAAAGACACGAAACCUUAGUAUGUAAUAGCUCAACACAGGAAAGACAAACUACUCGUACAUCGGUAAAUCAAUCGAGAGUUUCACGUAGAGUAUCCAUUAAAGAGCGGAAAGAAGUUUCGAAGAAUAUCAAAGAAGUUUAUAAGAAUGGAACAGAUCUUUCUAAAUAUGGCAAAGGACUUUCUAAGAAUAACAACGAAACUUCCAUCAGUAACCAAGAGCUUUCUAUCAAUAACAAAACACCUCGUAAAAGAGGUCGCCCUCCAAAACGAUCAUACCAAAUGCUAGUACAAAAACCUGACAAUCAAGAAGAUGUUUCUGCCAAAAAGCCCGAAAGACGCUCGCCCCGUCAAGAAGAUGUUUCUGCCAAAAAGCCCAAAAGACGCUCGCCGCGGCAAAUUCUUUGCAGCCGAGCAAUACCUUACCGUCGAGAUAUGUUCAAGACAUUCAAUCUAGGUCGAUCAAAAGACUCCAUAAAGCUUGAAAAAAAUUUUAGGGAGAAAGACGGGGAGACAUUCGAACUUAAUGUAGAUCAAGUUAUUGAUAUAGUGGAUGUUUGUGGUGACGUAGAUGAUUUUCACCUCAAGUUAGAUGAUGCGUCUGAAGAAGACCAUUGGUCACCUGAUCAGCUCUAUAAUUUUCUGGGUUGUCCUUCCAAUGAGAAGACCUUGCCACAAAACUCCUUAGGUAGUUCUAUAUCACUUCAGACAACUAGUUUACCCGCAAGCAGUACCAAACCAAUUGGGGAGGCUGUUAUAAUCAACAGAACAAACUCUGGUACACGUGGCGAAACCACACUGAAAGAGCGCACUCCGCGUGGUUCUUUACCACAGGGGAUUGACAAUUCAGUUGCAGGAAACAGUUCUCAAGGCGGUGCAUUACCAAACCAGCUUGGAAAAUCAUUAACUAUACCAAGAAUAAUGAUGGGUGCUACACCUAAUAAAUCCAUAGCAGAAACAAGUUCUUUAAAAAGUUCUUUGGCAGACCAGACUUGUAAUCCACCAUCCAGUAGUACCACACCAAGGCGCAGUACAUGUGCCACGUCCUUACGGGAGGAAAGUCCUGCAAGCGAUACCAUUCCACUCUGUUCCCUCGGUGCAUCAAACAAUGUCGAUAGAAAUGAGAAUGAAAGUAGCAAGUCGUUAGCGGAGGAGAGUUCAAUGAGCGAUUUACACGAUGAUCGUAGUUCCACACGAAGUGAAGUUUGUGUUUCCCUCGGUACAGCCAAACCUGAUGAAGGAAGGCUUACUGGUUCCAUGUCAAGUGAGAUGACACGUGAUAAGAGCUUACCUGAGAAUAUGCGUUUGAGCAUUUCGGAGGUCCCAAGUGCUUCCACAUCAAAUGGGCUCCAUACAAGUCUUGGUAGUUCUAAACCAAGCGAGAGGUCUCAGUCCUUGGAUGGUUCUGAUGAGAAUCUUGUACCUACGUCGGCUGAUUUUUGUAGUUCUAACGGUUCGUCUUUACCAACGUCUCCUCUCUCUCAAAAUAUGGAAGAUAUUAGCAGUUCCACAGGAUACAGCUCAACAUCAACGGCGAUUAUGGACAGCCAAGAGAGUUCGAUAGAGAGCAAUGAACGACAUGACACAGGAGAGUCUUUAAAGAUCACACUAAUCAGUGAAACAGAUCCUAACACUGGCAAGACAAACUGGACUCAAAGUCCUGGAAAACUCACAGAAAGUGCCAAGGUAAAUGUUUCAAAUCUUUAAGAAUUCUAAGAAAGCUUUAUGAGUAGAUGUAGUGUUUUUCAGAAAGUUCAGACACCUACACUGGACCACCACGUUUGAGAUAUCUUUUUCAGGUAGUUCAGACACAAAACAUGACAGCUUAUUGUAGAAUACUACCUACACUGGACCAGCACGUUUGAGAUAUCUUUUCAGGUAGUUCAGACACAAACCACGACAGCUUAUUAUAGAAUACUACCUACACUGGACCACCACGUUGGCAUUACUUUACUGUUUAAAGCAGAGUACAUAUGGGAGGGAUAAAUAAAACAAUUAACUUAACUUUUUUCUUUUAAUAGAAAGAACCAUGUACGGGGUAUGGAUUGCGUCCUUCAAAGACAAGAAAAACGAAACACCCAUCACCAACUCCAACAGAUCCUCACGGUAGAAUCUUAAUAUAACAUUACAAAUGUGUAGAUUUUCCUUUCAUGAUGAAGUUUUAUCUGUUUAUUUUGUAGCUAAAAGAAGACGUAUCACAACCACUGAUCCAAGAGUUGGAACGCAGAGUCCACAGGCCUUGCAUCAUCUCGCUAAACGGUAAUCAAUAAUUUGAAUGUAUAGUUUACAAAUGUCAUGUUAUCAGAGUAGUUUGUUUAAGAAAUAUUCAGUUUUCUGAUUAUAAUUAAAGACGACUGCUUUCAAUUUAACUCUAACAAACAGUGCACAUUUUCUCUAUGAACAACAGUUUCGAACUGAUGGAGCUAUCCAGUAUAAAAAAGUUAGUUUAGUUUAGGUUUCCUCCUGUAGUAACACUGGAUCAAUAAGAGAUGAUCCUUACUGGACCUCUAGGAAGAACAGUUUCGAACUGAUAGAGCUAUCCAGGAUAAAUAAAGAUAGUUUAGUUUAGGUUUCCUCCUGUAGUAACACUGGAUCAAUAAGAGAUGAUCCUUACUGGACCUCUAGGAAGAACAGUUUCGAACUGAUAGAGCUAUCCAGUAUAACAAAGUUAGUUUAGUUUAGGUUUCCUCCUGUAGAAACACUGGAUCAAUAAGAGGUGAUCCUUACUGUACCUCUAGGAAGAACAGUUUAGAACUGAUAGAGCCAACCAAUACAAAAAUGUUAGUUUAGUUUAGGUUUCCUUCUGCAGUAACACUGGAUCAUUAAGGAAUGCUAGGAAGAACAAUUUAGAACCUAUGGAGCUAUCAUGUGUAAAGUCCAGUAUAAAUGAAGCUAGUUUAUAAAUGGAAAUUGGAAAGAUCAUAUAAAAAAGUUCUAAGAAUGUUUUCGUUCUCUAGACCGUUAGAAAAGUACAUCCGAAAUGUGGAGAAAGUAUAUCGUACAUCUGACAAGAAUCCCAAGAAAGGAUCGUUGUCAAUUGCUAUGAAUGAUCACGUCAGCAAAACUGCUUCCCAAGAUCAGGAAGGUGUGUUCAAGUCAAAUCAUUCCCAAAAGACCUUAUGCAUAAUGACGUCACAAAGCUUGAUGCCCGCGAGGAAUGCUGGUCUUGGUAGUCAUCGCCCGGGAAAAUUAAACAAUUCAAAAUAGCCACUACUACGACCUGCAUUCCUCGCCGGCAUCAAGCCUUGUGACGUCAUUAUGCAUAAGGUCUAUUGACAAAGUCGCUGGUUCAAGGUACUUGAAUCAUGGGUUCAAUUUCUCGGUUGUGGCAUUCAGAAAUAUUUUUUUACGCUACACUGCUGAAGAAAGCAAAGAGUAAUAUGCAUAAUCAUUUCACCCAAAAACAGAACGUUGUGAAUCUAUUAUGCUCAGAUAUUUAGCGUGUCUUAUUUGUUGUUCAUUUAAACAGGUGACUAUCUAAAGCUUGGUGACACUGACGUUAUGUAUGAAAUUGUUAAAAAAGCUUGUGAUGAAAGGUCGGUAUUUUAAAUAAAAAGUCAUUCAAAAAUGUACAGUUAAGCUGAAAAGCAACAUUUUUAUGAAGUUCCCAAAAUCAUCUGAUUGUGUAUGAAAAGAGCCUGGGAUUUGAAUGAUGUUUUUUUUUCAGCAAGUUUAAGCGUAGCCGACCAUCUCCUCGCUCGCUGUAUUUUGCUGCAAAGCAAGGGAAUGUGUUACAAGUGUUAGUGUUAGCUGCUGGUUGUAAUGUGAAUGCUACGAUCCCUCAAGAGAAACACAAAACUGCGAUGCAUUCGGCAGCUGGUGCUGGUCAUGCUCAUGUACUAAGACUCUUGUGCAUGGUAAGUGGAGAUUGUUACGUUGAGUGGCAUAAGUGCUAUAUGACAGAGGUUUGAUUUCUACCCGAAGAUAUCUAACUGUAAUUUAUCCUCGGUAAGAAGGAUCCAGUUGACCAAACACUACAUUUUUACUUCCCCCAGGAAGUUAUUAUGUGUUCAUCAUACGAAAAUAUUUGGGGCUUGCGAACAUUGGCUAAGGGCAAAUUGAUUUAGUUAUGGUUCAAUUUGAAUGAAAAUUGGAUGAGAAAUCAGAAAAGUUUGUCUUGCUUUGCUGGGCAGAGCAAACUGAGUUAGUCCAUUGUAUAAUUUAUUGUUUUGGCAAGGUGAGAGUCAAAUAAAUUUCUGAAUUCUUUUUAGAUUGGCGGCAAUCUGUCCUGUUUGGAUACAAAUCUACAAACUCCAUUGGUAAGUAACCGGUAGCCUGCGGUAGCCUGAGUAUCAGGCCAUAUUUUACGCAGGUUAGUAAAAAAAGUGAAAAUCCUGCUUUUUACCAGAUUGGUCUAUCAAACAAAAAAUGUAAUCUGUCCUUUGCUUGGUUAGUGCUAAUUAGAUUACACUAUUGUUCAAUAUCUAUUUUAGUAGUUUCAACUAUAGUUAGAUUAUUAUUAUUAUAUUAUUAUGUGAAAUUUUCCCUGGAACAUUUUGUUUGGAUACUAAAUAUAAACUUUAGAGAGCGACCAGAUAAAGGUUUUUGUCAGAAGUAGUAUACAUCAGUAAUUUGCUGUUAUCCAACGAAUCUAGUUUGAUGCUGUUGAAAACCAACAAACACAAGUUGUGAAAUACUUGAUAAGUCAGGACGUAAAUUUAAAUUUAAAAGUAAGUAUAAAGUAAUUGUGUCAUUGGUAUUUAAUACAACGUUUGAACCAAGUGGUCAAUGUGCCUUUACUCGAACAUAAUGAGAGUAUUCUGACUGUACCAAACACCACAUGUACUUUCCUGCAUUAGGUUUCCUCAUGUAGUAACAUUGGAUCAAUAAGAGAUAACCCUGACUGGACCUCUAGGGAGAACAGUUUAGAACUGAUAGAGCUAUCCAGUAUAAAUAAAGUUAGUUUAGUUUAGGUUUCCUCCUGUAGUAACACUGGAUCAAUGAGAGAUGAUUCUUACUGGACCUCUAGGGAGAACAGUUUAGAACUGAUAGAGCUAUCCAGUAUAAAUAAAGUUAGUUUAGUUUAGGUUUCCUCCUGUAGUAACACUGGAUCAAUGAGAGAUGAUCCUUACUGGACCUCUAGGGAGAACAGUUUAGAACUGAUAGAGCUAUCCAGUAUAAAUAAAGUUAGUUUAGUUUAGGUUUCCUCCUGUAGUAACACUGGAUCAAUGAGAGAUGAUUCUUACUGGACCUCUAGGGAGAACAGUUUAGAACUGAUAGAGCUAUCCAGUAUAAAUAAAGUUAGUUUAGUUUAGGUUUCCUCCUGUAGUAACACUGGAUCAAUGAGAGAUGAUCCUUACUGGACCUCUAGGGAGAACAGUUUAGAACUGAUAGAGCUAUCCAGUAUAAAUAAAGUUAGUUUAGUUUAGGUUUCCUCCUGUAGUAACACUGGAUCAAUAAGAGAUGAUCCUUACUGGACCUCUAGGAAGAACAGUUUAGAACUGAUAGAGCUAUUCAGUAUAAAUAAAGUUAGUUUAGUUUAGGUUUCCUUCUGUAGUAACACUGGAUCAAUAAGAGAUGAUCCUUACUGCACCUCUAGGAAGAACAGUUUAGAACUGAUAGAGCUAUCCAGUAUAAAUAAAGUUAGUUUAGUUUAGGUUUCCUUCUGUAGUAACACUGGAUCAAUAAGAGAUGAUCCUUACUGCAUCUCUAGGAAGAACAGUUUAGAACUGAUAGAGCUAUCCAGUAUAAAUAAAGUUAGUUUAGUUUAGGUUUCCUUCUGUAGUAACACUGGAUCAAUGAGAGAUGAUCCUUACUGGACCUCUAGGAAGAACAGUUUAGACCUAAUGGAGCUAUCCAGUAUAGUUAAAGUUUAGGUUUAACACUGGAUCAAUAUUGGAUGUCUAGAGAGAUCAGUGUAGAACCGACAGAGCUAUCUAGUAUUACUGACGUCACGUACGUUUUCUUGUUUGUUUAAUUGUCGUUCUAUGCAUACACACUACAUGCCAUAAACAUUUUAAAUUUUCAGGAUUCUCAAGGAAUGACCGUGUUGCAUGUCGCUGCUCAGAAAUCUAACUUGGAAAUCAUCAACCUGCUCAUGGACACACGCAAAAUGAGUGUGAAUGAACAGGAUAGUGGGGGAUGGACAGCGUUAAUGUGGACUGCAGAGGGGAAACGUACGGAUGUAGCGAAAUGUCUGUUGAAAUGGGGUGCUGAUGUUAAUAUUUUAGAUAGCGUAAGUAGAAGCCAAUGUCUUUAUUAAACUGCGUUCACACGGGAGCGAAAUAAUUUCCGUGUGUUCACACAACGCCAUUACAGUUUGUUUACAAAUUAAAUUAGCACUCAUGUAAAGCCAAAAUAUCUCAAAUAGAGCAAAGAAAUUAAACGAAAAGCAUUCGAAUUUACUGUUUUGAGACCAGAGAUGUUUGGUUUGCAAGCGGUACAAAAAGAUAACUCUCCGUUUUCAUCCGUUUAGAAACUGUACUCAAAUUGUUCCAGCAAAAGUGAUGUUUUGAAACAAUUGUGACUUUUUUGUUGUGCCGAGAAUAUGAUGAAGCUUUCGUUGGUAGGCACAAGGAGAAUUUCGGCGUUUCGAGCGAAGGCCCUUCGUUUGGAGUUAUUGAUGUUACUAACUGCAGACGAAGGGCCAUCACUCGAAACGUCGAAAUUCUCUUUCUGUUUGUCAGGUAGUUGAAUUCCUACCAACGAAAGCUUGUUGAAUCGGCCAUUUUGGAGCAGCCCAUGUGUUGAAAUGUAGCGACUAAGCUAGUUUUCUUCUCCCUACAGGAGCAGAACACAUGUCUCCACUGGGCAGCGCUGGCAGGCGGCACGGAAAUCAUGGAUCUUCUACUCGAAUCAAAUGUUCAUAUUGAUGCAAGAAAUAUGUUUGGAGCAACAGCACUGUAAGUAGAAUAUGAUAUCUUGUUAAACGUUGUAACAUAGAAGUGGUUAGUCUCUCUCGCAAGUCGCAGCCUGUUCGUGGGUGACAGUUCCCACUCCCGCGAACAGGCUGCGAGGGAGACUAAGAAGUGGCCUUUCACACAUAUUGUGAUCUGCGAGGACACCAGGAGAUUUUGAAACCGAAGGCAUGAAACCCAAAAAAACUGAUAAAGUGGGGUCCUUCUGUGUCACUUUCUGACGAACAUUCCUGAAUCUCAUUCAUUCAAUUUUUUCUAGUCACAUCUCAGCACGAGAAAAAAAACUUCCAAACCUCAAGUAGGGAAUCUUCAAAUAUUUGAUUUUGUUUUUAUCUGCUUUGCACUCAUCAGAUACUGUGAUUUUUAGAACACUUGAAAAGUACCGUCCUAAUAUGGAGAUCAGAAACGCCGAGGGAAAGAAAGCACUAGAAGUAAGAAUUGCAUGUUCCCAUUGUUAACCCUUUGAGUGGCAAUGCUCUCCCUGAUGCACUGCUACUUUAUUGUCUUACUCUGUCUAACACCACAGAAGAUUCUACUCAUCAAGGGGAGAGUGCUGUCACUCAGUGGGUUAACUUUCUGCUUUGCAUGCCAGUCUUUGUACCUUGAGAAAAUCUAUGACUUUCAGGAGAGUGUUGACUAAUUAUUUUUACUUAAGUGUCUCUCCAGUUCAAACCCACGAGCUUGCUCUAAUGAUUACUCACCGUUCAUAUAUUUUAUCUUCCUUUAGCUUGUUCCGCACAACUCCAGAUGUUACCGUCAGUUGGAGAAGAUGGAAAUGUUAAUGAGCUUCGCAAUGUGUACUUUAAAACAACGUCUGAUUUCACGGUAAGAUUCAUCCUAUCUGUCUACAAUAAUAUGUUACUUGCGACACUUUAACUCAUUUAGUUGCAUUGCGCUCGGAUGUACCCUACUUUAUUAUUUUACUCUGUCUAUAAUGAGUAAUGCCAGAGAAAAGGCAGAGUGUUGUCACUCGAUAUGUUUAAUGGUUUUCCUACUAGGGGACAAAGUAAGACACACCCCUCCACUGUUGGCUAAUACUACUUGAAGAACUCGUCUCACAUGUAAACAACUGCAACUUGCAAGAACAAAACUGCAGUCAUAGAGGUGGUAUAACCAUGCACUCCAACAAUCUUCACUCGUCUAUUUCUUUAUUAUUGCAGAGAUAUCUCGAGAGGACAAGAGAAAAGACCAAUUCCUUGUAUAAACGAGGUAAGAAAGGUUCGAACCUACAUGUUGCUGCUUUCUCAGUAAUUUUUCAAAAAUUAAAACGAUACUCCAAAAUUUUUGCUUGUUAGGAUUGCUCAAAAAAUGUAAACAAACUUUUAAAAAAUUUUCCUCCAAUGCACCCCCUUUGGCAUGUGGCCCCUAUGAUUCUAGCUAUAGGAAAGCAUGAAACGUCAAUGUUUACCAGACUUUAAUUGUUCAGGUUGAUGACGAAAACCUUCCAGACGACUUUGUUUAUGUCAGUAACAAUUUAGAAAGUAAAAGUGAAGGUUUUGAUCGUUCCACGACGGUAAGUAGCUGUU